GCAAGCUAGCGCUAAAUAUUGACGAUCAGUGUCACCACUUGCCUUUCUUGGAUAAACUGUGCUGCAUGCCCGGCCGCGCGCUGCUUAUUAGGACUUCCACGACACUCAUCUUCGACACUCAUCCUGGUCGCCAUGCGUCGUCAACUGCUGCCCAUCGAAUGUAUCGCACUGAUCCUCGAAGAACUGCGGGGUGACUGCGGAACAUUGCUGGAUUGCGCAUUGACGCACAGCACAUGGUACCCUCACGCCAAACGGGUCUUGUACAAGACGAUCCACAUUGGAACUAGCAAGGCAUAUUCUACCUUCCUACACAUGAUCUCAGACGUCCACCUGCGGGAUCUCCUCGGGCGCAUGGAAGAGCUGAGAUUCAGCGGAUUCGCAAACGACCCCGCAGCUGACAAAUUUAGAACUCUCAGCCGAGUGCUGGUAGCACUUGCUGACUUGCCCCUCCCUAGGCUCCGUCACCUCGCCUUUCGCAGUGCUACGCCACCCUCGACGAUCCCGAUCCACGUUUUCCCCGACUCGUUUUUCAAGACAUUCUCGUCGGUACGGUGCUUGGUCCUGGAGGCCCCGAAUUUGCGAUUUGUAGGGCUGCAUAGAUUGAGGCAUCUCGUUAGCGCAUUACCGCAGCUUGAAGACUUCCGCAUAUUGGCCGUACGGCUCCUCAUCUUAAAUCCUGUGAACCCUGUCCCAAGCAUUGCGACGGCGCAUCCGCAGCCGAGACUGCAGCAGCUGCACCUAGACUUCUACCGUGGAUGGGCAUCGCGGAACAGACCAGACCCCGAAACUACAUUGCUUUACUGGCUGGCACUCACGCCGACUGUGCAAGAACGAGCCCUGCGUGUUCUGCGCCUUGGAACAGUGACCUCCUUACUUAAUGAGCCGGAAAUCUACUACGACGCAUUAGCCCAUAUACUGGAAUGUCUGGGUCCGUCGCUCACCGACCUUCAGGUGUCUAUUGACCCUAAGGGUGCGUCGCCGAGUCUAGUAGCACACAGAGAUGCUCAUGCCUUCUCAUUGCAGGGACCAGCGUGCUGUCGCACAACCCCAACCUUGAGUCGCUCACCUUGAGGUUCGAUCCGGGCAUGGACGUCCCACCACUUCCUGCGCUAGCAAACACCGGGUCCCCUCUCAUGACAGCACUUGCCACUCUCAAUGCACCGCGUCUUCGCAAGUUUCGAUUGGACCUAUGCGUCGUCGCGACGCCCGCCUUUGAGGGCCUCGACCCGCAGCGACAGAACGACGACAUGAUUCGACACAUGGAGAUGGACUGGAAACCUCUCGACGAGUUGGCUGCACGAAAGCAGUGGGAGGCGACAAUCAAUGUGGAAUACUUGCUCUGCGGCAACUGGAAGCCCAAGCCAGAGAAGGUCCACGUUGAACGGUACCACCUUCAGGUUGAAGAAGAGCUGAAGAAGCUGGCGUGGCAUGCCCGUGGCACGCUGAGACUCGGAUACACGAUAGUGGCAAAGUAGAGCCCCACUUCUCUGUCUCUAUUUAUACGAGGUCGGCGUAGAGUUUGGUGGAACAGCGAGAUGGCGAAUAAUUUAUGUGAGU
Messenger RNA from Fomitopsis serialis, 1557 nucleotides. RefSeq lists its product as uncharacterized. The transcript has a single exon. NCBI's taxonomy places the organism in Eukaryota, Fungi, Basidiomycota, Agaricomycetes, Polyporales, Fomitopsidaceae. The record is from RefSeq and is a predicted model, not a curated record. Bases 133 to 1071 code for a protein of 312 amino acids.